AUGCCGGCGGCCAACAUGAUGGAGAGCCUGCAGCCGCCCGCCCUGCAGGUGCCCGAGCCACGGGGCGCGCCCGAGGGCAGCCGGGUCUGGUCCAGCUCGUCGACCCCCACGCUCCGCCGCCGGCGCUUCAAGAUGCGCCGCACCAAGAAUGUGCAGGAGCCGAGCCUGGAGGCCGGGCUGAGCCGGGACCUGCCCGGCGUCUUGGCCCCGGGCAAGGAGUUUCUGCAGCUGCCGUCCAUCGAGAUCACGCCUUCCAGCGACGAGGACACCCCGUGGUCCAACUGCUCCACGCCCAGCGCUUCCCCGCGCCGCAAACGCUUCCUCCUCCGCAAGUGGCUGCGGGUGAGUGAGCGGAAGGAGUGCAGCGAAAGCAGCAGCCAGCAGAGCAGCCAUGACGAUGACUCUAGCAGGUUCCUGAGUCCUCGGGUGCGGGAAGAAAGCGCUGCCAGUAACUCCAACCGCAGCACGCCGGCCUGCUCCCCCAUCCUCCGGAAGCGGUCUCGCUCGCCACCGCCCCAGAACCCGGACGGAGACACCAUGGUGGAGAAGGGCUCAGAUCACUCCUCGGACAAGUCCCCGUCCACGCCGGAGCAGGGCGUGCAGCGCAGCUGCCCCGCGCAGUCCGGCCGCAGCGGCGGCAGGAACUCCAAGAAAAGCCAGAGUUGGUAUAAUGUGUUAAGCCCCACUUACAAGCAGAGAAAUGAAGACUUCAGAAAGCUCUUUAAGCAACUUCCAGACACGGAGCGCCUCAUCGUUGAUUACUCCUGUGCACUCCAAAGAGACAUUCUUCUUCAGGGCCGACUCUACCUCUCUGAAAACUGGAUCUGCUUCUACAGCAACAUCUUCCGCUGGGAAACUCUGCUGACCGUUCGUUUGAAAGACAUCUGCUCCAUGACUAAAGAAAAAACAGCCCGCCUCAUUCCCAAUGCCAUCCAAGUUUGCACUGACUCGGAAAAGCACUUUUUCACUUCAUUUGGGGCCCGGGAUAGGACGUAUAUGAUGAUGUUCCGGCUCUGGCAGAAUGCUCUCCUGGAAAAGCCCCUGUGCCCCAAGGAGCUCUGGCACUUCGUUCACCAGUGCUACGGGAAUGAGCUGGGCCUGACCAGCGACGACGAGGACUACGUACCCCCUGAUGACGACGUCAACACGAUGGGCUACUGUGAGGAGAUCCCUGUAGAGGAGAAUGAAGUGAAUGACAGCUCAUCCAAAAGCAGCAUAGAGACCAAGCCGGAUGCCAGUCCACAGCUGCCCAAGAAGUCCAUCACGAACAGCACACUGACGUCCACGGGGAGCAGCGAAGCGCCCGUCUCGUUUGACGGCCUGCCCCUGGAGGAGGAGGUGCUGGAGGGCGACGGGUCCCUGGAGAAGGAGCUCGCCAUCGACAGCAUCAUCGGGGAGAAGAUUGAGAUCAUCGCGCCCGUGAACUCCCCUUCGCUAGACUUCAACGACAACGAGGACAUCCCCACCGAGCUCAGUGACUCUUCCGACACCCACGAUGAAGGGGAGGUCCAGGCCUUCUACGAGGACCUGAGCGGCCGGCAGUACGUGAAUGAAGUCUUCAACUUCAGCGUGGACAAGCUCUACGACCUCCUGUUCACCGACUCGCCCUUCCAGCGGGGCUUCAUGGAGCAGCGACGCUUCUCAGAUAUCAUCUUCCAUCCGUGGAAGAAGGAAGACAAUGGAAACCAGAGCCGAGUGAUCCUUUACACCAUCACCCUUACCAACCCUCUGGCUCCGAAAACUGCCACUGUCAGGGAGACACAGACCAUGUACAAGGCGAGCCAGGAGAGCGAGUGCUACGUGGUCGACGCCGAGGUCCUCACGCACGACGUGCCGUAUCAUGACUACUUCUACACCAUCAACCGCUACACUCUCACCCGCGUGGCCCGGAACAAGAGUCGACUCAGGGUCUCCACAGAGCUGCGCUAUCGAAAACAGCCCUGGGGGCUGGUGAAAACGUUCAUCGAGAAGAACUUCUGGAGCGGGCUGGAGGACUACUUCCGCCACCUGGAGAGCGAGCUGACCAAAACGGAGAGCACCUACCUGGCUGAGCUGCACAGACAGUCUCCCAAGGAGAAGGCCAGUAAGCCCCCGUCGUCGGUGCGGAGGAGGAAGCGUCCCCACACCCAUCUGCGGGUGCCCCACCUGGAAGAGGCGAUGAGCCCCGUGACCACACCCACCGAUGAAGAUGUGGGCCACAGGAUCAAGCACGUGGCAGGUUCCACGCAGACACGGCACAUCCCCGAGGACAGCCCCAAUGGUUUCCACCUGCAGAGUGUGUCCAAGCUACUGCUGGUUAUCAGCUGUGUUCUGGUGCUGCUGGUCAUCCUUAACAUGAUGCUCUUCUACAAACUCUGGAUGUUGGAAUAUACCACCCAGACCCUCACUGCCUGGCAGGGUCUGAGGCUCCAGGAAAGGUUACCCCAGUCUCAGACAGAGUGGGCCCAGCUCUUAGAGUCCCAGCAAAAGUACCACGAUACCGAGCUCCAAAAAUGGAGGGAGAUCAUCAAAUCCUCGGUGAUGCUUCUUGACCAGAUGAAGGACUCACUCAUCAAUCUUCAGAACGGCAUCAGGGCCCGUGACUACACUUCAGAAAGCGAAGAGAAGAGGAACCGCUAUCACUGACAAGGCAGGAUCAGGGGCAGCUGCAGGAGGCCUGUGCAAUACAUGUACAUAGACCGUAUAAAUAUAUGUGUAUAAAUAGAGAGAAUAUAAAUAUAUAUAUUAUAUACAGAUUUUAAAAAGAGAUAAUGCCUAUGUACCAGGGAGAAGGAGCGGGCCCGCCCCCUGUGCCAGCGGAGGGGCCGAGGAGGGCAGGGACCGCCUCUCAGCACCCACCUCCCCUGAUCCUCCUCCUCCUCCCCACCCUCUCGUCCCCACCCUUUCCCUCGCUGGCCAUUCUUGGCUCUGAGAAGGGAGAUGUGGAGCCAAAGUUAUGCCUGUGAAGACCCUGGGGUCGUGAAAAGAAGUCUCAAGGGGGCAUUGCUUAAGGUGCUUCAUUCCCUAAUCCCCUUUUGAUUCGUUUCCAAAAUAAACGAGAAUCUUUUUUUCCCUACCCAACACUUCCCCAAGUGUUCUCUUGGGAACAAGGAAGCAUCCAAAGCAGGGCGCAAGCUGAACUCUGCCAUAUGAGGCCGCCCCCUGUAUGUGGACCGCGCACCGUGAGUCAGGUGCAGAGGACCGCGGGACAGCUGGGGAGGCAGCUCUGGAGGGUUUGGGCUUUGUAGCCACAGGCUCCUGAGGGCUUGUGUUCUGAAGGGCAUUCUCCUCCAUCACCCCCUGUAACCUUCCUCUACCCUGCGUGGGGUGUGGACCCAAUAAGGGCUGGGGAUUUCUUACUUUCCCACCCUCCCCGCCCCCCCCUCUCUCUGGUCUUUUCCCAGGCUGGAUCUGGGUGAAGUGUCACUUUUUAGUGCCUAAAGCCCUAUUUUUCCUCUGUGCCCUAAGAGCACAUUGUUUAUUCGUCAGGGUGGGGGAGCAUUUUUGAUCUUGUUAAACCUCUUUUAGCGAUUGUAAGCAGGUCGGGUCUGUGGCUCUAAUCCCUUCCCUUUGAGCUGUCAUUUGAUUUCUAGGAUGAAUCAGGGUGUGUUCUAGGGCCUCCCGGGUUUGAGAGAGUGAAUGCACUAGCCACGUAAGAAUUGUAGGGUCUAACCACAGAACUACUAUGAGUCUCAGCACCUAUAUCCAAGCAGUCUUUGGCGGCCAGCCUCAUUUCCUCU
Messenger RNA from Kogia breviceps (pygmy sperm whale), 3719 nucleotides. RefSeq names its product GRAM domain containing 1B (gene GRAMD1B). Gene Ontology annotation, molecular function: cholesterol transfer activity; cholesterol binding. The record is from RefSeq and is a predicted model, not a curated record. Gene Ontology annotation, cellular component: plasma membrane; endoplasmic reticulum membrane; endoplasmic reticulum-plasma membrane contact site. Gene Ontology annotation, biological process: intracellular sterol transport. NCBI's taxonomy places the organism in Eukaryota, Metazoa, Chordata, Mammalia, Artiodactyla, Physeteridae.